AUGUGCUUACCUGAGACCAUAUCAUGGCCGUAUCUAAACGAAAAAAAAAAAACCGUAAUGUGCCUAAGCCAGAACCAUGAGCGUAUUUGGGACAACAUCAUGGCCGUAUCUAAGCCACAAACCGUAGAUUGCCUAAGCCCAAAUUAUUUGCGUACCCGAGAAGCCAUCAUGGCUGUAUCUAAGCCAAAAACUACAAAAUGCCUAAGUCAAAAUCAUGAGUGUACCCGGGACAACAUAUCUAAGCCAAAAACUAUAAUGUGCCUAAGUCAAAAUCGUGAGCGUACCCGGGACAACAUCAUGGCCGUAUCUAAGGCCCAGCCCGUAACUUGCCUAAGCCCAAAUUACUUGCGCACCCGAGAAGCCAUCAUGGCUGUAUCUAAGCCCCAAACCGUAGAUAGCCUAAGCCCAAAUUAUUUGCGUACCCGAGAAGCCAUCAUGGCUGUAUGUAAGCCAAAAACUAUAAUGAGCCUAAGUCAAAAUCAUGUGCGUACCCGGGACAACAUAUCUAAGCCAACAACUAUAAUGUGCCUAAGUCAAAUCCAUGAGCGUACCCGGGACAACAUCAUCGCCGUAUCUAAGGCCCAACCCGUAACUUGCCUAAGCCCAAAUUACUUGCGCACCCGAGAAGCCAUCAUGGCUGUAUCUAAGCCAACAACUAUAAUGCGUCUAAGUCAAAAUCAUGAGCGUACCCGGGACAACAUCAUGGCCAUAUCUAAGCCAAAAAAUAUAAUGUGCUUAUUCAAAAUCAUGAGCGUACCCAGGACAACAUCAUGGCCGUAUAUAAACCCCAAACCAUAUCGCGCCCAAGCUAAUAUCAUGAGCGCGCCUGAGACAGCAUCUUGGUCGUGUCUAAGCCAAAAACCGUAA
This is a messenger RNA of Acanthosepion pharaonis, 867 nucleotides long. The record is from the annotation of a GenBank genome assembly. NCBI's taxonomy places the organism in Eukaryota, Metazoa, Mollusca, Cephalopoda, Sepiida, Sepiidae.